GGAGAGAGAUUAUAAAUCAGGAACUCUGUGUCAAUAAGACACACUCAAAGUGCUUUUCUUGCUGUUGUUGCUUAUUUACCUUUAGUCUGAAACAUGGCGAGGAUUUUCUCCUUCUCCUUCUUCUCCUUCUCCUUCUUCUUCUCCUCCUUCUCCUUCUCCUGUGUUUUUGCCUCCCCGACAACAAAAUACACCGGAGUAACAACAGCUCCUUUUACAGCAUCAACUGCACAAGUGUGGGAAACACAAAAUCUCAGGGGACGGAUGUUCAGCGUGAUGCCCGGCGCUGCCGUCCGCUUCCACUCGGCCGUUCUCCCCGAGGUCACCGGAAUCACGCUGUGUUUGAGAGGCCUCACAGACAAAAAGUGGAUGAUUGAUGAUAGACUUCAGCUCAUGUUCGGGGAAAGAAAUGCAUUUUAUAUUACAGCAUCUUCUUCUUCUGAAUAUCAGCUCCAGGUCGCUGGGUCCUACCCCUACGUGACCUUUAAUGUGAACUCCAUGGUAGCGGUUCGAGAGGUUAGCUCUGUGUGGAAGAGCCGCUGUGUGACCUGGGACUCCGACAGCGGAAUGGCACAACUGUGGUUCGACGGCAGGAUGAGCGUUCGCAAAGGAGUCAGCAGAGGAGCGGUGUUUUCUGGCCAAGCUGAGUUAUCCUUGCAUCAGUUUGAGGGUCAGCUGUCUGAUGUGUACCUGUGGGAUUCGGUCCUCAGUACGCGAGAGCUUUACAGGUACCUGUACCAGCUCUCGGUCCCGUGGGGAGGUAAAGUCCUGGACUGGACGCAGAUGGAGUUCAUCACCAGCGGCUAUGUGGUGCUAGAGCCUGCUUACUCCAGCCGGUUCCUUGCUGGUCCUGCUAAGCGCAACAAGCAGAAAAGGAUGAAGAAGCGCCAGAGACAGGAAGUGUGACUCUUCUCUAGUGUACUGAGUGUACUAAGUGUACUUACCAAGGCUGUGUCUCAUUUACAUUUCUUGAUGUAAACUUUUGGCUACAGUUUUUAGCACUUAAU
This is a messenger RNA of Clarias gariepinus (North African catfish), 1004 nucleotides long. RefSeq names its product serum amyloid P-component-like. The transcript has 4 exons. Lineage: Eukaryota; Metazoa; Chordata; Actinopteri; Siluriformes; Clariidae. Bases 94 to 903 code for a protein of 269 amino acids. The record is from RefSeq and is a predicted model, not a curated record.